AAAACAUCACAGCCAUGACUCUUUGGCCCCGCCCCUAAGUGACGCAUGCGUGGAGGAUAUGUUCUUCGCAGCAAAGUCCUCCUUUACUCCACACACGCUUCUAAGCCUCGGCACAUCUACUAACUACACUUUAUUCAUCCUCCGUGUCAGCAUCAACUCCACUCGUCUCACUCAACUUUGGACAUUAUUAGGCCCGCUUAGAUUGCUCCUUGUUUGAGCGCGCUAGUUAGCUUAGCAUGCUAGUUAGCUUAGCUUGUUAGCCGCUAACAAAGAGACGCGGAUUUGAUCAACACAUCGCUUAGUUAAGAUCAAGUGUGAGUGUAAAGUGUUGUGAUUGUGUGAAAAUUUGUGAAAGAACCAUAGCAGAGUACGAGGAGGAACUUUCUCGGACAAAAGAUGACAACAUGAGACUACGUCAACUACUGGAGGCUGUUUUCAAGAAACCUCAAGUUGUUUUACACAGAACAGCUGUCAAAGAGGCAGCUGUGACUUUCUUGACUCCUCCAUGGCUUCCCUCAGAGACACUGGCGGUCACCACACCCCUCCGACUUUCAGACCUCAAUGAAGCACAUCGUCCUCGUGAGCAGGAGGAGGAACCACAGUCCCCCCACAUACACGAUGAAGAAAAGGUACCACAUUCCCAACACAUCAAAGAGGGAGGAGAGGAGCCACAGCCCCCCCACAUUAAAGAGGAACAUGAGGCGCCACAGACCCAUAAUGUUAAACUGACCCUUCACAAUAAAGGGCAAGUGGAGGACCCACUGAUCUUACACAUCAAAAAGGAAGAGGAGGACCCACUGACCGCCUACUUUAAAGUGGAAGAGGAGGACCAAGAGCCGCCGCACAUUAAAGAGGAAGAGGAGGAAGAGGGCAUCAGUCAGCCUAAAUGGUUGGAGGAGUUCCCAGUGACUGGUGUCCCUGUGAAGAGUGAAGAUGAUGAGGUGAAAGGUGAAAGUGAGGAGAGGGGAGGGGGGGAGCCUCCAAGCAGCAGCUCAACACAACACAUGACAACAGAAGCUGAUGGAGACCACUGUGGAGGAUCACAAGCAGACAAGCUCUUAGCUCCACUAUCAGAUAGUGAGGACACAACGUCACACUCUCCUGACACUGAUGAUGAAGACUCUAAAGAUGAUAAGACAUGUCACACUGACAACACUCACUUCACAUCUUCUCUCUGUCACAAAACCUUUAAAUACCAUUGUAGUCUGAAAUUACACAUGAGAACACACACUGGAGAAAAACCUUUUUCUUGUUCACUCUGUAGUAAAGGUUUUACACAACGUCAGAAUUUGAAGGUACACAUGAGAACACACACCGGUGAAAAACCUUUUUCCUGUUCAAUCUGCGGGAAAGGUUUUAGAGAAAGUCAACAUUUGAAAAGACACAUGAGAACACACGCUGGUGAAAAACCUUUUAUCUGUUCAAUCUGUGGUAAAGGUUUUGUUGAAAGUCAGAGUUUGAAAGUACACAUGAGAACACACAAUGGUGAAAAACCUUUUUCUUGUUCAAUUUGUGGUAAAGGUUUUGCACAAAAUCAGAGUUUGAAAAGACACAUGAGAACACACACUGGAGAAAACCUGUUUACCUGUUCAAUAUGUGGUAAAGGUUUUGUUAAAAGUCAGGGUUUGAAAAUACACAUGAGAACACACAAUGGUGAAAAACCUUUUUCCUGUUCAACCUUUGGUAAAGGUUUUACACAAAGUCAAUGUUUGAAAGAACACAUGAGAACACACACUGGUGAAAAACCUUUCUCCUGUUCAAUCUGUGGUAAAGGUUUUGCACAAAGUCAACAUUUGAAAAGACACAUUAAAACACACACUGGUGAAAAAUCACAUUCCUGUUCAAUCUGCAACAGAAGCUUUUGUGACCGAUCAAAGCUUGUAAGACACAAGGGAACACACACUGGUGAAAAAUCACAUUCCUGUUUAAUCUGCAACAGAAGCUUUUUUCAACGAUCAAACCUUGUAAGACACACUAGAACACACACUGGUAAAAAAUCACAUUCUGUUCAAUCUGCAACAGAAGCUUUUGUGACCGAUCAAAGCUUGUAAGACACAUGAGAAGACACCCAGGAGAGAAAGUGUUGAGUUGCAGUGUGUGUGGUGAAAGAUUGUCUUCUAAGUACCAGUGUAAGAAACACAAGUGUGCUGGUGAGAACAGCAGCAGCAAAUGAAACUGCAGGAUUUGAAAUAAACUGUCCAGACUUUCAUUUUGACUUUCUAACAACAUCAGCACAUAUAACAUGUGUGACAUUGUUGUUUGUCUAACAAUCUGUUUAAUAUGCUUCUACAUUUAUAGAUUUGAUAUUUUAUAUUAGUGCUAUUUUCAGUCAAGUACAUGCCUUAAUAUGCAACAUUGUAUAAUUUUAUUAAAAAAGGGACAGAACAAUUUGAGUAAAAAGGUGAAAGUAAACAGUACAAGACUUAUUUUACAUGGAAAAAACAUUUUGUGUGUAUGUACCCACACACACGCACACACACACACACACACACACACAUAUAUAUAUAUAUUGAAAUAUAUUCAUCAUGCAAUUUCAGAUUCAUAUGAAAUAUUGAAGUAUUACAUAUUUUAUUUGUAAUUGUUAAUAAUCCCAUAGAUUAUCACCUUUAUAUGAUAUACAUAUGUACUGGUUCACAUCUGAAACAUCUUCUGGACCACUUCAGGAAGCAUAUUAUUAUUUACUUUACACAUCAUCUGAACAGUUGUCUUUUAUACAAUUUUAAAAUGUGUUGGGUCUCUAUAAUGUAUUUUAUUCAUUAUCCUUAUUACUUUGUAUUAUGAUGAUUGUGUUGCUAUUGUUUUAUAUGUAUGUCCCCAGACCUUUAUGCAAUAUAAAUGUAAAAGGAUGUUGUUUUUUUUUACAAACUUACAUUUGUGGAUACAUCAAAUAAAUCCAGUAUUGUGUUUUAAA
Messenger RNA from Nerophis ophidion (straightnose pipefish), 2911 nucleotides. RefSeq names its product zinc finger protein 501-like. The transcript is spliced from 3 exons. The record is from RefSeq and is a predicted model, not a curated record. Bases 405 to 2051 code for a protein of 548 amino acids. Lineage: Eukaryota; Metazoa; Chordata; Actinopteri; Syngnathiformes; Syngnathidae.